Molecule: messenger RNA, 942 nt
Organism: Eremothecium cymbalariae DBVPG#7215
Lineage: Eukaryota; Fungi; Ascomycota; Saccharomycetes; Saccharomycetales; Saccharomycetaceae
Gene: SWD3
Product: Swd3p
Exons: 1
Coding region: 1-942 (313 amino acids)
Cellular component (GO): Set1C/COMPASS complex
Molecular function (GO): histone binding
Source: RefSeq, a predicted model, not a curated record
AUGUUAGAAUUGAAGUUGCCAAUCAAGCUUCCGUCGGAUGAUAAUCUGUAUACAUCAGCUAGGAUCUCUCCAAGUCGUGAGCAUGUGGCAAUCUGCCAUCGAGUAACGAUUUACGUUUUUUGCAUUGCUACAAGUACCUUAAAACCAUAUAUUACGACACACUCUGGUCCUAUAAACGAUAUAUGUUGGUCCCCAGAUUCGAACUGCAUAGCAAGUGCUUCUGAAGACUUCACAGUUGAGAUUACCCAUUUGGAAUAUGGGAGAUUGCACAAGCUAAUGGGCCACACGGCGCCUGUUCUGUCAUUGGUGUACAACUGCAAGGGCAAUCUGCUUUGCUCCUCCUCAAUGGACGAGAGUAUAAAGGAAUGGGAUAUUCUCACGGGUACGGUGCUGAAGACCAUGUCCGCACAUUCGGAUCCUGUUGUGUCUAUUGAUGUUCCUGUGUGUGACUCUACGAUAUUGAGUUCUGGAUCGUAUGAUGGUUUAAUCAGGAUUUUUGAUACAAAAACAGGCCAUUGUUUGAAGACUCUAACUUAUGAUAAAGAUUGGCAGACGGAUGAUGGUGUCGUACCAAUCUCUCAGGUCAAAUUUAGUGAAAAUGGCAAAUUUCUGCUUGUCAGAUCUUUGGACAGUGUCGUUAAAAUAUGGGAUUUCAUACGAGGAUGUGUGGUCCGCACUUUCAAAAUUCCUGGGGGUUGUAAGCGUUCAAAGUAUUCCUGUGGAAUGGACUUUCUAUACCCAGAGGAUGGUAGUAUUGACCCGUUGGUAAUCAUCGGGUCCGAGGAUGGUAGCAUUUACUGCUGGGAUUCACAAUCUAAAGCACUUAUUCAAGAUAUUAAAUGCCAUGAUCAAGCGUCACCUAUAAUGUCAAUUAGUAGCCAAGGUUCACUAGUAUGUACUUUAUCUCUAAAUGGUAAGUGUAAUAUAUGGGAAUGGAGAUAG